AUGUCAGAUAAUGCGCUAACAUUUAAAGCUGCUUCAAACGAAGUUUCACGACUUUGCAAUUCUAAAAAAGUUAAAGAAAAUAUCCAGAAUUAUGGCAUUGAAUGGAAAUUCAUCCCAAAUAGAGCUCCAUGGUUCGGGGGCAUGUGGGAAAGAAUGAUUGGCUUAACAAAAAUAUCACUUAAGAAAGUAUUAGGACGUGCACAUGUCAACAAUGAGACUCUAAGGACUGUAUUAACAGAGAUCGAAGCCACACUCAACGAUCGACCAGUGACGUAUAUUUCAACAGAAAUCAGAGAUCCGGAGCCGCUUACACCAUCCCAUCUUAUACAUGGACGAAGAAUAACAACUUUACCGUAUGUAUCGACAAAUAGUGCUAUUAAAAAUCUGAAUAUUUGUGAAUUAACACACACAAACUUGAACAAUCAAGCGAUACGACAGAGACAAUUGAUUGAGAACUUCUGGACAAGAUGGAAAGAAGAAUACCUUACUUCAUUGCGAGAAUAUCACCAAAGAGCUGGAGUCGACGUUCGGAAGAUUAAAGAAGGCGAUAUAGUUCAGAUACACGACGAAUCAAAGCGUGUUCAUUGGAGACUUGGUGUUGUGCAGGACACUAUUAAAGGCAAGGACGGCUUAGUACGCGUCGCUAUGGUGCGUACCAAAUCAGGAAUUACAAAUCGACCCGUGACAAAACUCUACCCAUUAGAAGUCAACAGCAUGGACUGUUAUCUGAGACGAAGUGAACGAAGAAACUAA
Mytilus trossulus (common blue mussel) is the source of this 753-nucleotide messenger RNA. RefSeq lists its product as uncharacterized. Gene Ontology annotation, molecular function: nucleic acid binding. The record is from RefSeq and is a predicted model, not a curated record. The transcript has a single exon. Gene Ontology annotation, biological process: DNA integration. The coding region runs from base 1 to 753 and encodes 250 amino acids. Lineage: Eukaryota; Metazoa; Mollusca; Bivalvia; Mytilida; Mytilidae.